UUGGUCUGCAAGGGGCCCGCUGCUCACUCUACACUCUUCUUGAUGGCGAGCAUGCUGCUGCCCUAACAAACGAAAACAUCCAGCCAGCACGGACUCAGAGGCAAUGGCCUUCGCAACCGCAGUUCUGGACGCGUGCAGUUUUGCUGCGCGCUUUGCCGCUUUCGCACUUCCCGAUAUGCAGCGUGCGUUGUCUAUACUACUUUUUGAUGACGAUGUUUGACUCGCGGCUGCAGCGCCUGCGCCCAGCGGCGCGCAAGGCUGUCGCAGCUUUCUUAGCUGACGUGGAGGCGGCGGCGCCGGCUGCCGGGCAUGGAGAGGGGCAUGGGCAGCAGGAGGAGGAGGAAGAAGAAGAGGAGGGAGCGAAGGAGCUGGCGUGGUGGUGCGAGCGGGUGGUGCAUUACCGCCGCCGCCUGCGCAAGCCCGUGUUGUACGGUUGGUUGGAGAAGAGCCUGGGCAGGCGCGUGUACCAGAUCACGGACCCGGUGACGCGCGUGCCGCUGGACCUGGACGUGAUCGACCUGUCCUUCCUGGCCUCCAUCGUCAACGCUAUGCGCCACACACACUUCGCGCUCAACCGCGAGAUGCUGGACGACCUGUACGACGUGGUGGUGCUGCGGCGGCGGGCGCGGGAGCGCAUGUGGCGCCUGGAGCACAUCACAGGCAACGUCUUCAGCAUUGCGGUCUGCCCCUACUACAUCAGCACCAAGAACCUGUGAUGUGUUGCGGUAUGCUACGUGGGGUGCGGCCUCGUGGCACCGUGAAUGCGGCGGGGGUGUGUGCGGUCCACGGCCGGGUCCGCGCAGAACCCGGCGUGUGCUGGCGUGUUGGCCACGCGCGGCGUGGCCUGUAGGAACGUGAUGCAGGAGCGACACUAUGGCUUGAAGUGCAGGUUGAUGGAGACAGAAACUCCCAGCAGGUUGGCACGUGAAUAGCCAUGAUAUAAAAGCAAGGUGAAAUGUGUUACAUGUUCAUGCAUUCAGGCGUGACCGCAGCCUGACGUGCGUGUGCAGACUUAGACGUUUGUACCGCCAAGUGUGAGCUUCCAGAUUGAAUUGACCGUAUCUGCGUGCUUUCUCCGUAGGAAACGGCGGGUAAAAACAACGUAUACGGAGUGUUGACGUGAUUUAAUUUGGCGCCCAGUCCUUGAUCACGUCUGCCCGCUGAUGUAGUUGUCAUGGGACGAGCGUGCAAUAACUUGGCAUGCUGUGUGCUGAGAUUGCAACGCAGUCGCCCCCUGGGCAAUAUAGAUGUGAUGGACGUGUGCUAAAAGCUCGUAUAAAAGCCGUCAUGAGCACGGGCCUCGUCUGGAACCUUCCAUUCUGUCUUUUCUGAACUUGCGCAGUCUCGGCGGGCCACGUUCCCGCCGCCCCACGAACACACAGACACUUUUCCCACUCCUCCCACUACUUUCCCCGCCCAACCAAGUUCUCCGA
This is a messenger RNA of Chlamydomonas reinhardtii, 1433 nucleotides long. RefSeq lists its product as uncharacterized. NCBI's taxonomy places the organism in Eukaryota, Viridiplantae, Chlorophyta, Chlorophyceae, Chlamydomonadales, Chlamydomonadaceae. The record is from RefSeq and is a predicted model, not a curated record. The transcript is spliced from 4 exons. The coding region runs from base 213 to 716 and encodes 167 amino acids.